Molecule: messenger RNA, 390 nt
Organism: Rosa rugosa (rugosa rose)
Lineage: Eukaryota; Viridiplantae; Streptophyta; Magnoliopsida; Rosales; Rosaceae
Product: B3 domain-containing protein Os03g0184500-like
Exons: 5
Coding region: 1-390 (129 amino acids)
Molecular function (GO): DNA binding
Source: RefSeq, a predicted model, not a curated record
AUGAACUUGCCAGGAGUACCUGAUUACCUUCAGUGUUUGUUGAUGGUGAUCAAUGUUGGUUCAGUGAAGUCUGAUAGUAGCGAACAAAAGAAAUUUAAGAGAGCCACAGAAGAAAGUUUAUAUGAGACUUCUGAAGCUCAGUUUUCUGUUCUCGAAAGAGCAAAUGAGGUUGCAGCAAACCUAGAUCCUCAGUUUCCUAGCAUGGUCAAAGUUAUGUUGCCAUCACAUGUCUCAGGAGGAUUCUGGCUUGGUCUUUUUAAAACAUUCUGCAUUAAGCAUUUGCCAAAGCAAGACACAAUGUUUGUUUUAGAAGAUGAAAAUGGCGAGAAGUUCGAAACGAAGUAUCUUGUCAAAAAGAGUAGUCAAAAGGAGAUUGAAUCCUUAAUCUAG